UAAGAGAGCUAAGAAUUGAUUUGAGAAUUAUGCGCCGCCAUUAAGGAAGCCAGGGAAGAGAAAAAGAUAAAGAGAGAGAGAACAGAGAACUUUGGUCAGCUGGUUGCCUGGUUCUGUUCUCUGGCCUCCUCUUGUCCUGCCCUAUCCCUCAACUUUACUGUAUUUUUUUCCUUUGGCUGUUAACUUUACUCUAAUCCUGUUAAAUCUCUUCACUCUGUAGCAAUCCUGGUAAAUCUCCUCUCUCUCUCUCUCUCUCUCUCUCUCUCUCUCCACAUAAAACUCACGAAAUGGGUGAAGAGGAACAGAGAGAGAAAGAGAAGAACAUGUUGGCAGGAGCACUAUCCUGGAACUGCGCAACAGCUUCAUCAGACCUCAAAUUACUAACCACACUCCUCCUCUUCCUCUUCUCCUUAGCCACCGUCAUCAUCUUCCUCCCUUCCAACCUCUCCCUCUCCCCCUCCGACCUCCGCCUCUGCCUCUCCAAACUCCCCACCACUCCCCAACCCCUCUCCCCACCCCCCACCCCACCUCCACUCGACGUCGUCCUCCCCUCCGGCGCCCUCAAACGCACCCUCACCCCCCACGGCGGCGCCGCCUACACCUUCAUCCUCAUGAGCGCCUACCGAGGCGGCCUCCACACCUUCUCCGUCAUAGCCCUCUCCUCCAAACCCCUACACCGCUUCUCUACCCCCUCCUACCAAUGCCAAUGGGUCCCACACAACUCCUUUGCCCCCACCGCAACCACCGCUGGCUACAAAAUCCUCCCCGACUGGGGCUACGGACGCGUCUACACCGUUGUAAUAAUCAAUUGCACCUUCCCCGCCCCCGUCGGCCGCGACGGCCUCGGCGGCAAGCUCCUCCUCAUCGCUUCCACCAACGGCGGUGGCGACAAGAGCCUCAACCUCACCGACACCGUCGAAGCAUUGGUCGAGAAACCCAACACCUUGAAUCCUUUGUACUACACGGACCCGCCCAAGUACGAGUAUUUGUACUGCGGGUCCCCGUUGUUCGGAAACAUAAGCCCGCAGAGGGUGCGCGAGUGGCUGGCGUACCACGUGAGGCUGUUCGGUAGGAGGUCGCAUUUCGUGAUGUACGACGCGGGAGGAGUUGAGGAGGCGGUGAUGGAGGUGUUGAGGCCGUGGAUGGAGAAGGGGUUUGUGAGCUUGCACGAUGUGAGAGAGCAGGAGAGGUUUGAUGGGUACUAUCAUAACCAGUUUUUGAUGCUGAACGAUUGUUUGCAUAGGUAUAGGUUUGAUGCUAAGUGGAUGUUCUUUUUUGAUGUGGAUGAGUUCAUCUAUGUUGUGAAGAAGAGUAGUAUCAAAUCGGUUACGGAAUCGGUGUCGGAUUACACGCAGUUCUUCAUUCAGCAGAUGUCCAUGGCUAGUAACCUCUGCUUAUCUGAGGACAAGGGUGUGAGUCACAGGAAAUGGGGAUUUGAGAAGCUAGUGUACAGAGACGUGAAGAAAGUAGGCAGGAGGGACCGUAAGUAUGCAAUGCAACCGCGCAAUGUGUUUGCGACUGGGGUGCACUUGACACAGGACCUAGUAGGGAAAUCGACCCACCACACAGAGGGUUUGAUUAAGUACUUCCACUAUCAUGGAGUCCUAGCCGAGAGGCGGGACCCUUGCUGCCAGUUUUACAAUGCCACCACCAUCAACGUGGAUGGUAACCCUUACGUUAUGGACACUAAACUGCGAGGUAUUGCUGCGACUGUGAAGAGAUUCGAAGUCGAUACGAUUGGACCUAGGUUACAACAAGGAACGCGGCAAUGACAUUAACAUUUCAGUGGGGGGAUUUUUGUUCAUUGGUUUCUUUUUCUCUGUAUAAUAACUAAUUUCCGUCUGUUUUUUUUUACUCACGAGACUAGGUAUAAAGAUAAAGAUAUACUGGUAUACAUUUGUCUUUGGUAUAAACGAAAUUUUUACA
This is a messenger RNA of Rhododendron vialii, 1926 nucleotides long. RefSeq names its product galactan beta-1,4-galactosyltransferase GALS2-like. Bases 288 to 1772 code for a protein of 494 amino acids. The record is from RefSeq and is a predicted model, not a curated record. The transcript has 2 exons. NCBI's taxonomy places the organism in Eukaryota, Viridiplantae, Streptophyta, Magnoliopsida, Ericales, Ericaceae.